Molecule: messenger RNA, 384 nt
Organism: Ziziphus jujuba (common jujube)
Lineage: Eukaryota; Viridiplantae; Streptophyta; Magnoliopsida; Rosales; Rhamnaceae
Product: secreted RxLR effector protein 161-like
Exons: 2
Coding region: 1-384 (127 amino acids)
Source: RefSeq, a predicted model, not a curated record
AUGGCGUUAAAUGAGAAGUUGCAUAAGGAUGAUGGCGCAGAGAAAGUUGAUGCAAAAAACUAUAGAAGCUUAGUUGGAUGCCUCAUUUAUCUAACAAAUACCAGGCUAGAUAUUGUCUUUGCUGUUAGUUAUGUUUCCAGAUUCAUGCACGAGCUAAGUAAAAAUCACCACACUGCAGCAAAGAGAAUCCUUCACUAUCUACAGGGUACCAGAAAGCUUGGAAUUAAGUAUGCCAAAGAAGCAGAUAACAAGCUCAUUGGAUAUAUAGAUAAUUCAAAGAGUGAAAAGAGUUUGGAUGGGGAUGAUGCCCUGUUCCGGUGUUGUGUUGGGAAGUUUGGGUUUGGGGAUUGCGAUGCUGUUUCGCAGAGGGAGAAAGAGAGAUAA